GCACUGUUGAAGCUCCUGUCGUGUUGUCUUUCCUUUUCUGCUGAUUUGAAGAACAUGCGUAGACAUGUGUGAUAUCUCGAUUCUUCAUUCAUGUAAACAUUUUUUUUCUUCAGGUAUUUUAGUAGCUAAGUGAACAGGGAGUUCCUGUUGUUGGGUCAACUGUCACAUAAAUCCAAUGGCUUUGUGGAAGGGACACAGGCGAGAGCUGGGACAGACAAGUGCAGGUGUCGGCCAUAUGUAUGUGCAGCCCUUGCCUUUUUAUGUGGAGAGUCACAAGGGUGCAUCUCUGCCUCCUCUGUUCCAGCGUUCUCCCCUGGUGUCCACCAGCAGUCACUUCUCUGUCACCUCACGCUUGGAGCACGACAGGAAGCCUCAGACGGGGCCCCUGGCCAACACACUGCACCCACGUGCCCCUCCACACUGGAACACACACUUCCUCAAUGAGCUGGCACAACAGCUCCGGGACUGUGGGACAGUGCGCCUGCUCUCUCAGCCAAUCAGUGAAAUGCAGGACAGCUACAGGGGCCAGGCUGCUCCACAUGGCCCCCUGCUGGACCACUACUGCACCCUGCUGGCACUUUAUAGACAGCUUGAUCCAGGCCAGACCCCGACUGUGACAGCAGAUCCUUUAGUCAGCACAGCUCAUGCAUACUACAGGCGCUUUAGCAGGUCAGAGGUCGCCCCUUCCUCUUGUCUGGAAGCCCCUUCUUCCUACCUUAGCCUGAAGAAGAGCUCCACCCACAGCCGCCUGCCGGGCCACAAAGCCCCUGCCACCAUGUCCUGCCGCCCUUGGCUGCCCUGCCCCUCUGUGCCCUUACCCUAUGGAGGGAAACACAGCCUGUACAGGGACAGCUUCUGUGUGCCUGCCCCUCACCCUGCUCCCUCUGGUCCCUCGCCUGUUGCAAUCCCAGACUGGCGACAACCCGGGCCUGAAACUAGUGCUGGAGGACCUAAGAGAGGGCUUCUCAGGGACAUCGUGGAGGUCCCCAAAAUGUACCUGACAGAGAACCGGAUCUAUGGGGGGAACCGGACCGUACUGGUCUGAGACCGUGCCGGACCGUGCUUGUACGUGUGUGUGUAUCAGAAAGACAACUACAUGUGUGUAUUUUGCCAGAUGUCACCAAGUGUGAUCUAAAGUAUACAAGGACCAUGACCCCACUUUGGAGUCAACCGUCCCAGUGUUUUUUUGUGACUAUUUAUCAAAGGUCCAAUAAACAGGUAGGGUUUGAAAAGGACUGUAGUGGACUGAUUGAUUUAUCAACCACCACCAGUGAUGCAUGAUCAAGGGAUCCCAAGAGACACAACAUAUUUCAGGGAGUUGUAUGAAAAGGGCUGCGAAGGCUGAGCUGAGAUCAGUUUGGGCACGAGUGUUUCUUAUUGUUAAUGUUUUAAUGGGAGCGGGCUAAGCUGGUCCAAUAUCUAUGUUUAGGGGGUCCUUCAGUCAGGAGCUAGAGAGAGAUAGACCAGGGCAGUAUACUGUAAAUACUGACUGUAUGUAUGUAUGUGUGUGCGUGUGUCAGGGAGAGAGAAAUGCUGAGUAGGUUAGAGGUUAUUUUGGCAUCAUCUCACAAAUUACCCUCAGAAUCCACUGGAGUCCCUCCGUCCUUUCUGCCUUUUUCUCUUCCGCCCACCUGCUCUCUCGUCUCUUUCACUCUCCUCCCCCUCGUUCCUCCCUCCGGCAACAUGCCAGACGGAAGAAGAGAGACAGAGAGAGAGAGAUGGAGGGAGAGAG
Oncorhynchus gorbuscha (pink salmon) is the source of this 1732-nucleotide messenger RNA. RefSeq lists its product as uncharacterized. The record is from RefSeq and is a predicted model, not a curated record. NCBI's taxonomy places the organism in Eukaryota, Metazoa, Chordata, Actinopteri, Salmoniformes, Salmonidae. The coding region runs from base 176 to 1045 and encodes 289 amino acids. The transcript is spliced from 5 exons.